Aspergillus nidulans FGSC A4 is the source of this 1548-nucleotide messenger RNA. RefSeq names its product MYB DNA-binding domain protein. The record is from RefSeq and is a predicted model, not a curated record. NCBI's taxonomy places the organism in Eukaryota, Fungi, Ascomycota, Eurotiomycetes, Eurotiales, Aspergillaceae. Gene Ontology annotation, biological process: DNA-templated transcription; regulation of transcription by RNA polymerase II; regulation of DNA-templated transcription. Gene Ontology annotation, molecular function: DNA binding. The transcript is spliced from 3 exons. The coding region runs from base 1 to 1161 and encodes 386 amino acids. Gene Ontology annotation, cellular component: nucleus.
AUGCAUCUUGCUGCGUUUCAUCUCAUCCUCCCGUCCAAGGUCCAUUUCUCCUUCCUCCUGCUUGAUUCCGCGAAUCUUUCUUUUCCUUCAUCGCCCUUCCUUUGUUGCUUCUGCUUUAGUUCCGAGUUCAUUCCUCAGUUAGACGGCCAUCUCAAGAUCUUGUCUCGUCUCGUGCCUUCAACUCACAGGUCAUCUUCCCUCCACGGCUACCAACCUUCAUCUUCCAUUCCCAGUUAUUUAUUUACUGUAUACACGAGGCUUGAUACGCGGUUCACGGCACCCUGGUGUGCUAGGUGUUUUUUUCGCUUCGACGUCUUCCUAGAUCAUCGCUGUGGUUGGUCCGUGACAGGAUACGCUCCGAAGCGACUCAGCCUCCGCAGGGCAGCUUCACCAGGCCUAACCCGACCUGUUCUGAGCGCAGCUCCGUCACUGGCUCAAGGCGCACCAGCUGGUUCUAUCGCCUUACCCGCUCAUCCCGAGAUUAAGACAAGGAACUAUCUGGCAACACUUCUGAACGUGCCGGUACUUCUUGUACUGUCUCAAGGCUGGCCGUCUGUGAUCUACGGCCUGUUUGUCCUACUCGAUUCGGCUGGUCUUGUCAACCGUCAAGACGUGCACUGCACCGCACUACGCACCCCAUCCAAAAGGUCGGGCAUCAAGGGCAGCCGCGACAGCGAAGACUUUGAACCGUUCUUUUCAUCUCGGCAUGAAGAAGAAGCGGCCUCCGUGAACAUGAUGAGCACCACCUCAACCCUUCCACCUGUUUCGGCUAUGCAACCGCUGCCGCCGAUGUCCUCGAUUGCACCACCGCCACCGGUUGGAGUUGGACUUGCGACUCAAUCAUCAGUGCCUUCAGCGCCCUCGGGGCCCCCGCUUACUGCCAAGGUGCCAGCUGGUGCUGGUACGAAGCGCCUGCAACCUGCUCACACGGCAGAGUCACCGGCGAAGAAGCAGUCAAAGUGGUCUCCGGAAGAGGACGCCCUGAUCAUCGAGCUGCGAGGCAGCGGCAUGAAGUGGGAGGACAUCAGCAAACGACUACCGGGACGGAGUGCAAUCAGCUGCCGCCUUCAUUACCAAAACUAUCUGGAACGACGAAGCGAAUGGGACGAGGACAAGAAAAACAAACUCGCAAGGCUUUACGAGAGGUAUACCACGCUUUGAAGAGAUGUCCCAGUACUAGAGAUCCAAUUGCUGACGUUAGAUAACAGAUUCAAGGCCGAGAUGUGGUCCAAAGUGGCCGAGGAAAUGGCGAUUCCUUGGCGGGCUGCAGAAGCGAUGCAUUGGCAGCUGGGCGAGCAAGAGAUGGCCCGUCGAGCUGGCGUGGUCCCAUUCUCACUUUCCAGUUCAGCGAUCGAUCCCCCCACCACCAGAACACGCAGAGCGAGUACAUCCCUAUCCCGACCAAGAAAAGGCUCCGCAUCACGAUCGAUCCACCUUCCCCCUCAGCUUCCUUCGGUUCAAGAGCUCACAGCUGGCGUUCCUGCUGCUGGUGUCCCUGCAUAUGCUCCUCCACCACCAUUUCCACCUCCGAUACCGCCGCGAGAUGCC